AUGCGCUGGUGGGCGCUGGCGGGUCGCCAAUGGCGGACCCCCCGCGCUCACCGCCUUCCCUGGCGCGAGUCCUCGUCCUCUUCGUUCCUUCGUGACGACCCCGGGGCGUGCCUCUACUCCCUCCUCGGCCUCGACGACCCGAAGGCGACCCGAGCGGAGAUCAAACACGCAUUCAGGUCCAGGGCCAGGGCCCUUCACCCGGACGCCGCGAACGACGACGCGGCCGUCGACGCUUUCGUCCGCGUGGUCGCCGCGUACGAGAUACUCUCGUGCUCGCGUCGGCGCGCCGCGUACGACGCCACGCGACGCGCCGGGGCUUUCACCGGUGACGCGUCAUCGUGGGGAGGCGGUCGCGACGCGUCGUCCUCGUCGUCCUCGUCGUCCUCGCCGCGUCGUCAGUCGCCCUUCGAUGAAUCCGAGACCUUCCGCACCUACGCCGCGUCCAUCGACGCCCUGGUGCCGCGAUGGCGGCUGCGCGACGAGCUGCACGCCGCGCUGGCGCACGUCAUCCACGGCGGGACACAGCUGGACGUCGCCGAGGUGGAAUCCGGCGCGGCGUUCCCGAGGUACUUCGAGGCGGAGGAGCGCGCGGCGAAGGUCACGGCGACGCGCGGGGUGGACCUGAUGCACGUGGUGGCGGGGCGGACGCUACUGGCUGCGGUGAGGGAACGCGUCGACGCGGAGAUCACAGCUGGACGCGGCGAGGGCCGGCGCAUGCUCGAGGGCGACGUCGAAGAGCCGGCGACGACGACGAAGGGGGAGCUCGACGCCUUCGCCAAGGAGGAGGCCGAGAAGGAGGAAAAGAAGGAGGGGGAAGAGGGGAACGACGGCGUGGACGCGAGGCUGGAGCUCGUGGUGGGCGGGAGGAUCGUGGCGACCGCGACGCGGCGGAGGAGGGGCGGCGACGUGACGGUUUUCGACGCGAGGGGACCGACCGCGGAGAACGAGAACGCGGAGAACGAAAAGAAGGAGGCUUCGCUACUCAGGGCGGACGUGAACAACUGGGGCGGGCACCCUCGCGCGGGGACGGCGGUCGCAGGAGACGGUACUACAUCGGACGAAGACGCGUACGCCUCGAGGGGCGCUCGCGGCGAGGCGUUCACCAUCUCCGGCCUACGCGGUUCCUUCGACAGGGCCACGGUUUUUGACGCCGACGGGGCGCCGAGGCACGUGGUCGUCGCGCACGCCACCCCGGGGGUCACCCACCUGCACUGGUUCGACGCGAUCACCGGGGUGUGCGUCGGGAGGGGAACGAGGGCGUGGGUUCCCCCGAGCGACCUCUGGCUCUUCGCGCCGCGAAGCGACGACCACGACGCGGGCGGCUGGUACUUUGAACUUCCCCCGGGUGCCCCAAACAGAGGGGACGAGCCGUUACCGGGGGAACGCGAACCGUCGCGGCGAUUGGAACCGUCGCGGGGGGGUGGACGCGAACCGCCUCAACAGAGGCACGUGUUCGACGAGUUCGUGGAGGACUUCGAGAGGGGCUUAGGGUUCAAGCGAAGGGGCGAGGGGUCGAGCGAGGGGUCAUCUUUGAGUGAGAGGGGUAGGCGACGCGGCGCGCCGUUACCCCCCGCGGCGGCGUUGUUCACCGCGGCGUUCAGACUUCUGGACAGGGAGCGCGGGGAGGACCACGGCGUGGGCGGCGCCGUGCGACGCGCGUGGGCCGGCGUGUUCGGCUCGAGGUACUGA
Micromonas commoda is the source of this 1689-nucleotide messenger RNA. RefSeq lists its product with no specific name. NCBI's taxonomy places the organism in Eukaryota, Viridiplantae, Chlorophyta, Mamiellophyceae, Mamiellales, Mamiellaceae. The record is from RefSeq and is a predicted model, not a curated record. The transcript has a single exon. The coding region runs from base 1 to 1689 and encodes 562 amino acids.